Pochonia chlamydosporia 170 is the source of this 561-nucleotide messenger RNA. Its product is annotated as beta-flanking protein. Bases 1 to 561 code for a protein of 186 amino acids. NCBI's taxonomy places the organism in Eukaryota, Fungi, Ascomycota, Sordariomycetes, Hypocreales, Clavicipitaceae. The record is from RefSeq and is a predicted model, not a curated record. The transcript is spliced from 5 exons.
AUGGACAAGCUCCUCAGCGUCGGAAAGGACAUGCUCCAGCAGCAGCUGUCUGGUCAGGGGAACAGUCAAGGACAAUCCAGCUUCCAAGAUGACACCCUCAAACAAGCCCAGCAGCACGCGUCCAACAACGCCGGCCCCUCCGGCAGCAGCGACUUAUUCUCCAACAUCAUGAACGCCGUAGGCAACAAGCAGGAAAAGAUUCAAAACGAAGACAUUGACGAAGAGGACGCCAUCAAGCAGCACCAGAAUGUGUAUCAAAACGACGGCAAAGGCGACUCCAGCUCCCUCGGCACAGCUGCCGCGAUGCAGGCCCUCAAGAAAUUCACGCAGUCGGACAACAGUGCGAGUUCGGGACAGGGCCAGGCUGCGUUUUUGGGCAUGGCCAUGUCGGAGGCAACCAAGCUCUUUGAUUCCAAGGCCGCGCAGGGAAAGGUUGCGGAUGGGGCGAGCAAGGAGAAUGUUGUGCAGCAGGCGGUUGAGAUGGCUAUGAAGAUGUAUUUCAAGAGUCAGGCUGGGUCGCAGGGGGGUUUGGCUGGGAUGGCGGCCAAGUUUUUGGGUUGA